Molecule: messenger RNA, 13878 nt
Organism: Spirometra erinaceieuropaei
Lineage: Eukaryota; Metazoa; Platyhelminthes; Cestoda; Diphyllobothriidea; Diphyllobothriidae
Source: the annotation of a GenBank genome assembly
AUGGCGAGACCCCAAGAUACGGCUUUGGCCCGAUUCUAUGGCCUCCCUAAGGUGCACAAAGACGGCGCUCCUCUCCGACCCAUCGUGUCGCUCAAAGGGACUCGAACGUACGGACUGGCUAAGUGGCUGUUCCGGCGUCUCAAGUUCCUGACCGCUGAGUCAGACUUCACGGUCUCUUCGUUAGCUCAAUUCCUGGAGAAUCUCAAAGAAGUAAGCAUCCAUCCAAAUGAGGUCAUGGUAUCUUUUGAUGUUAUAUUCCUUUUUACUUCUAUUCCCCAGGACCUGGCGAUCGGGACAAUUGAACUGCUACUACAAAGCAAAUAUGAUGAAACGGAGAACCGUCUUGGACACGCCCAAAUCCUUCAGCUCCUGAAGCUCUGGCUCAGGGCGUACUUCACGUUCAACUGGACAAUCUACGAACAGGUGAAGUGCACACCAAUGGGUUCGCCGAUUUCGGGAUUCAUCGCCGAGGCGGUCCUGCAACGGUUAGAGUCGCUGGUCUUUCAACACCACAAACCGAAAUUCUUGGCCCGGUAUGUGGAUUACACCCUCGUCGUCAUCGAACGUGAUCAGGUGUUGACAUUCCAAGAACAUCUCAACGCCGUCUUCUCGGACAUUCAAUUUACGAUGGAGGAGGAAGAGAACAACCAGCUGGCCUUCCUGGAUGUCCUCGUAUGCCGCAAAGAUUGUGGUGAACUAAAAACCAAAGUGUUCAGGAAAGCGACAAAUACGAUGCAAGUACUGAACUUCAACAGUAACUACCCAAUCAGUCACAAAAGCAGUUGUGUAAGGACGCUCUAUCGGCGUGUCGAAACGCAAUGCAGUGAGCCGGAAGAAAAAAAUGACGAACUACAAUACCUCCGACGGGUCUUCAAAGCCAAUGGCUACCCGCGCAAAUUCGUCAACCGGUGCAUACGCAAAUGGGGCUAAAGGCCUAACCGCACGGACACCAAAUCUUGGCGGGCACUUCCGUAUGACAAGAACGUUUUGGAAGCUGUCGGCCGCCUUCUCGCAUCACUUGGGGUUGGAGUGGCACACAGACCGGAGGCAACCAUCUAGCGUCGGGUCAUGAAACUAAAAGACCCACUUCCACGGCUAGAAACUUCUGGAGUCGUUUAUCGGAUCUGGUGCAGUUGCGGACAAAGAAAUUACGUCGGAGAAACCGGAGGACAGCUCCAAACGAGAAUGGCCGAACAUGCGGCAGCGGUGCGCAGAAAUGACGCCAGCUCUCAAGUUGCGGCUCAUUCGACGAGAUCCGGCCACACAUUCAAAUUCGAUGAGGCCGAAAUUCUCGCAAGAGGUGACAACCGAGUGAGCCGGGAGCUACUGGAAUCAUGGUUUACUGGCCCCCAGUCCAUCAACAAGCGCAACGAUCUUUCCACUUCAUACUGCGUGCUACAAUUUCGCCUAGGCGGAGUAACGAGCCAUGCGGGGAGCGCAGAGGUGAACACUUUUCCCAACACGUGGUCGGUGCGUCAGAUGGUUAAGCAAUCAUCACGCCAACAUCCAACGCACGUGAUGAAAUUGCAGCAAUUAUCGACUCGAAUGUCGGUCAUCAAGCAGUGAUCACACCAAGUGCGACGAUCCCGGAUGAAGGGGGGAGCCGUGAAUGUUCAUAGGUAUGCGGUAGCAUGGCUACUGCAUCCUAUAAAUAUCGCAGCUCCUUGUGCAGCAACCACCCGGUUCUGCUUUUUUGUCUCUGAUGAUGGAUUCGAGUAGAAAUCCGAAACGUCAGGCUAAUAAAGCUCUUGUCCCGGAGAUCGUGUCUCCUUCUUCAAAACAAAGCCUACUUUUGCGCGAGAUGCAGGACGCCUGGGUUGCUUGCUCUCCGCGAUUAAAACUGUCUACGUUCCGCCAGCUAAAGCCUUUUCUCCUCCUCUCAGCCUAGACAGCAGUUCCUUACUCAAUGCGAAAACAUAAAUUAUACAGCGAUGGGCCGAACACUUCCGAGGCGUCCUCAACCUCCUCUCCUCCAUCUCCGGCGCCGCCAUCGCCCGUCUGACGCAAGCGGAGACCAACGUCGACCUCGGCCUUCCGCACGCUCUCCAGGAAACCAUCAAGAACGUGCAACAUCUCUCCAGGGGAAAGUGCCCGGAUCGGACGUGAUCUCUGCUGAGGCCUGCAAGCACGGUGGCCCCCAACUCAUGAAUCACCUGACAGCGCUUCUCCAGGAGAUGCCGCGCAAGGAGAACUUCCGCAAGAUUUCAAGGACGCCACAAUUGUGUAUCCCUACAAGCGAAAAGGAAACCGCCAGCUCUGCGACAAUCCUGAUAAACAUCGCCGGGAAGAUUUUCGUCCGCAUCCUCCUCGACCACCUGAACAAAUAUCUGGAGCAGAGUCUCCUGCCGGAAAGCCAGCACGGCUUCUGUCAUCCUCGGGAGACCACCGGCAUGAUCUUCGCCCUCCGCCAUUUGCAGCGGAAGUGUAAGAAGAUGCGGACCCACCUGUAUUCCACCUUCUUGGAUUUGACGAAAGCCUUCGACAAGGUGAAUCGUAAAGGACUGUGGAAAAUCAUAUAGAAAUUCGGCUGUCCCGAUCAAUUCAAUCGGAUGGUGCGUCAGUUCCACGACGGCAUGAUGGCGCGAGUAACGGACAACGGAGCUGUCUCAGAGGCAUUCUCAACGAUUAAUGGAGUGAUGCAGGGCCGCGUCCUCGCGCCCACCAUCCUCAGUAUCAUGUUUUCUUCCAUGCUGAUUGCGCCUACCAUGAUGAACACCCCGGGAUCCGCAUCGCCUAAAGUAUUCACGAUCACCUCCUCAAUCAGCGUCUGACGCACUUCCAGUCACGUGUAUUUACAACUUCCGUCCCGAAUUUAUGUUCGUCGAUGGCUGCACCCUCAAUGCAACUACUGAAGGAGACAUGCAAAGAAGCAUGGACCUCUUCGCUGCCGCCGCCGCCACCUGCGAGAACUUCAGUCUGGCCAUUCACACGGAGAUGACGUUAGUCAUACACCAAACGCCACCCAACACUAUCCGCUAUGCGCCGCAAAUCAUAGUGAACAGAGUCCAACUGUAAGUGGUGGACGACUUCACGUAUCUCAGCAGAGCCAUUUCACGCAACACCAAAAUCGACGUUGAAGCGGCUUGCCGGAUUUCGAAGGCCUUUCAAGCCUGCCGUCGUCUUCGAAACCCAGCUUGAAAUCGUCACGGUCUCCAGCUCCUCACGAAGCUGAAGAUGCAUAAGGUCUUCAUCCUCCCGAUUCUGCUGUACAGAUCAGAGACUUGGACAGUGUACACCAAGCAGGAACGCCGACUCAACCACUUCCACCUCAGUUGUCUUGGAGGCCCUCAUGUUCUCGGAUGACAUAAAAAUAUGGGGUGAAGUCAAGUGCGAUGAUGACGCAGAGAAGUUGCAGUCGAAAACAGACAAACUGUGUACUUAGUCGAACAGAUGGCUUUUGAAGUUUAACGUGUCCAAAUGCGUGGUCUUGUACCUGAACACCGGCCGCAAUGCCUCUCUCAAGCACCAGUACUAUAUUGACGGGACGAGGUUAGAAACGGGGGAAAGACACAGAGAUCUGGGUGUAUGGACGACCAUAAAUCUAUCGCCCUCAGAACACUGAAGGAAGAUGGUCCAGAAGGCAACUAGUACUCUACACUGGAUCAGACGUGCAUUUAAAAUAUUUCCUCCUUAACUCUUUGAAAGACUCUUUGGUGUCUUCGUAAGACCUCAUCUGGAGUAUGGAAUGCCAGCGGCUUCAUCAUGGAUGAGGAGAGAUAUCGACUUAUUCGAACGGGUGCAACGCAGAGCGACAAACAUGGUUGACGGUCUAAAGCAUUUGUCAUAUCAGGAGAGGCGGAAUUUGUUUGGCUUAUUCCCUCUCUCUUAUAGACAAAUAAACUGCAGUCAGCUUUGGACGUUUCGGAUUGUCCGCGGCCAGGGCUGCUCAUUAAGAGCAGAGGACUUCUUUCAGUUUGCCCGUAAAAACCAACUACGCGGCCAUGCCUUCAAAGUCGGGAAUGAGCACACGCGGUUAGACCGUCGAAAAUUUUCAUUCAGCCACCGGGUCGUCCGUCCGUGGAACUCGCUUCCAAGCGAGAUGGUGACGGCUGACACAAUUCGUUUGUUUAAAAGAAAACUUGCUCGUUUAGUUUUCGACAGAAAUCGGCUUUUACAGCAUGACUAUGUACAGCCCUUUUUGUAAAAAAACUCUCCGCACUAAUUUAGAGUGACCUUAUGCACUACCUUAUGCUUACGAUUGAACUGUGACUCGAUCACAUUGUAAAUGCCUGCAAUUUUAUUUUUGAGUACGAAUCUGCGAAAACACUGUGCAUAACUAGGGUCAUCAAGGGCUCUGCCUCUAACCCUCCAAAUAUAUACACACAUACCUCAGUUGUCUUCGCCAUAUACUGAAGCUGAGGUGACAGGACCGAAUCCCGGACACUGCUGUACUGGAACGGACGGGAAUCCUCAGCAUCUACGCCAUGUUAAACAAGUACAACUGCGUUAGAGCGGCUACCCAAACGACUCUUCUAUGGAGACGUCGCCAGGGGUUCCGCUGCCAAGGAGGCCAAAUUCGUCGAUAAAAGGAUAGCUGAAGUAGGCAAGAACGGCAGGAUUUAUUGGCACCAAAAAAUUUCGCGACUGCUCUUCAGCUGCUUCCUGUCGCUUCAUAAGAGGGAUAACGAGUGAGAACAAUACAACAGAUUUGAAUUCAUGCAGAAAAUCGAUGCAGAAACAACAAGGUUAGGGUUUUGGGCAAAGUUGGCUAAUCGAUAAAGUUAGUAACACAAACGCCGUAGGGGAAGAAAGUUAAAAAAGGAGUAAACGUUAAAGAGCAAAAAUGAGAGGAGAGAGUGGGAAUCAUGGAGCCAGAGGCUACCAUGGUAAUGUUAGGUUAACCACGUGCUCCAAUUGUUUACAAAGAUCUGGUUUCACUCGUCGUAUAUAGGCUGCCUCCAGGUAACGCAAUGUCCGAGUUGUUCGUGCCCGAACAAGUACUCGGAAGGAAGUUUUGGGGUCGACGGUGUGACCAGUAUCAAGUAGGUGUUUUGUAAUGGAUGAACGCGGGAUCUUAUUUUCUUGUCUAAGGAGCCACUUGGGCAGGUGCUCAAUGGAUCUGGCUGCCAACUGCCUUUGCGUUCGCCCAAUGUACUUGCAUCCGCAAGUGCAUGUGAAUUCAUAAACACAAUUUGACGUGGCGUGCAUUGGCAGGGCAUCCUUUGCCCGUGGAAUCGGAAGUGGCUUAGUAGGACUGCAAAAUACUAGUUCAGCUGCAUUGUAUGUCCUUUCAGUGGCAGAACGUAGCCGUCGUUUGAUAGUAUUUAAAACAUUGUCGCCCUUAAAGCACUGUACAUACGUCAAAUUGUGUUUAUGAAUUCACAUGCACUUGCGGAUGCAAGUACAUUGGGCGAACGCAAAGGCAGUUGGCAGCCAGAUCCAUUAAGCACCUGCCCAAGUGGCUCCUUAGACAAGAAAAUAAGAUCCCGCGUUCAUCCAUUACAAAACACCUACUUGAUACUGGUCACACCGUCGACCCCAAAACUUCCUUCCGAGUACUUGUUCGGGCACGAACAACUCGGACAUUGCGUUACCUGGAGGCAGCCUAUAUACGACGAGUGAAACCAGAUCUUUGUAAACAAUUGGAGCACGUGGUUAACCUAACAUUACCAUGGUAGCCUCUGGCUCCAUGAUUCCCCCUCUCUCCUCUCAUUUUUGCUCUUUAACGUUUACUCCUUUUUUAACUUUCUUCCCCUACGGCGUUUGUGUUACUAACUUUAUCGAUUAGCCAACUUUGCCCAAAACCCUAACCUUGUUGUUUCUGCAUCGAUUUUCUGCAUGAAUUCAAAUCUGUUGUAUUGUUCUCACUCGUUAUCCCUCUUAUGAAGCGACAGGAAGCAGCUGAAGAGCAGUCGCGAAAUUUUUUGGUGCCAAUAAAUCCUGCCGUUCUUGCCUACUUCAGCUUCGUACCGGGGACAAAAUGCUUCAGAUAAAAGGAUACUCUGAAGUCCUCAGUGAAGCGCCUGCAAAUCUAUCCGGCCAACUGGGAAGACCAUGCCUGAGUCCGACUCACAUGGAGGGGGACAAUGAAGACAAGUGCUGCGAUCUACCAAACCAACCGCAUUGCCUCCGCGAAAGCCAAAAGCGAAGCACGUAAGUCUCACCUGCGCUAACCCCGCAAUGCCAACGCACAACCGCCUCCAACGUGUCCACGGUGUUAAUUGGCAUUCCGGGCACCAAUUGGACUUGUUGGACAUCUUCGGAUCAACUGCACCAAUCGGACCGCACCAACUGCCGUCCUCCGUCCACCUCUUCCUCGUGCUCUACGCCGUCAACUAAUCCAGAUCGCCUUCCUGAAUCACCACCAUCCUCCCCUUCCUCCCCUCCUCUUUCUCCUCUUUCUUCUUGUUCUUGUUCUUGUUCUUCUUGUUCUUCUUCUUCUUCUUCUUCUUCUUCUGCUUCUUCUCCUCCGCCUCCUCCUCCGCCUUCUUCCUGCCUCCUCCUCCGCCUUCUCUCCGCCUCCUCCUUCGCUGACCCAACGACUGCCGUUAUGCCGCCUGACACGCACAUCAACGUGACCCACAAUGCUGACACAACAACAACCACCAACACCCCACAGUCGACACCAGCAGUGAGGACCUGAACUACUGCUGUCCUCACUGCGACCGCACCUUCACCUUGUUGCGGCUAAGCGGGGAUGGUGUACGCUCAGUACGCCACAACUUCAGGCCAUAUCCCAUGUUGGAAGAAGCGGGACGCCGGUUGAAGAGGAAAAUGAUUUAUUUGAACUGUACAGGAUAAUUAAGGGAAGGUGGAAACCGGACAAGAAUGCGUCCGGCGCCGCGGAGGCGGCGUCCGCGAGAACGACGAGCCGUGUGUCGCCGAAGGUCGCCGCUGCAAAAGUGUCGUGGCAGAUUGUUCACGCUAGUGUUCUGGGCUGUUUACACCUGUCUUACCAGUCAGCGAUGGUAGGUGCGUUGAUUGGCCCCAAGCCCACGCGAGGGUAGUGAGAUGCCUCGCAUGGUGCAGGUAAAGUAUCGACCAGAUGCGUGGUGCAGACAGCGAAUUGCGACGAGACAAACCGAAGUCGGGCAGACGUGCGUGUAAUAGCAGGAUGUCGCUAGGGCGAAGGUGCAGGAGCUAGCGAGAGGCGCGACGUUGCCACUGUGGCUGUCCACUACAACCUCACACAUCGACCUGAUCGGUCACUCGCGAAUCCAUUGCACAGUGACUGGCGAGCCAAUGCCUGAAGCACCCACAUGCACACACCGCAUCCACCUCCACUGCCCACAUUGCACUCGCACAUUCAUGCACCACAUGGACCUAUUCGGCCACAUGCGCAUCCUCGACUGCACCACACCACGACACUCACCCUCACCACCAUCCCACAGAACAUCAACAUCACCCACCGAAAACACCCAACUGCCACCACCCAAUCAAGUGGGAAGUGUGCGUCUCGACUCGAUCUCCACGCGGCUCCUAUCUCAUGGGUGACUCGAGCCAGAGAUUAUCCCGACGGCUCAAGCCCCGUGGAUUAGAUGGCUGAUGACUGACGCCCCAACUCAGUCCACGCAGUCCGUCCAGUUGUGUGUUUGUGAGUUGUGUGGAAUGGCGGACUAAUGGGCUAAAAGCCAGACUGAAACAGCUCCUUCUACGGCACUCUCACGCAUGUGAGAGAUACGCCGCUUGACUCGCGUUGUGCGAAAUCCUGGUGCUAGUGUUUGGGGGGUCAGGUCGUGCAUGUGGCGCGCGCAGACAAGGUCAAUAGACCAUAUCAGCCACCGCACCCAUUCCCCACUUCAGUCAGCCGACUGGCUCGGACAGUGGUUGUGGCAUGGGAAUGGGAAGGGAGAGUGAGUUCGGCGACUCAGUACAUUUUCCUCAUUAUAAACAAUCUGACGCGCUUGAAGAUCUCACAGUGGCUAAAAGCCGUGGCUUGGAAGGUUGCCAGCUGACGGGAUAACUUCGGCCUCACAGUCGCCAGUGUUGUUUGUGUGUGUCCUCCAAACGGGCCAUGUGUUAGAUGCACUGGACCAACAAGGGGGCCACAUCGGACUCUGGCAGGCGUUAUCUGUGCGCAGUAACAAAUGCCAACAUUUGCGGGGUGCGCUGGCGGACCCUGUUGUCCGCAUUCGUCGCACAACUGGACCACUGCCACCACCCCAUUACUCUGUGGUCAAAAUCCUGGUCAUUUGUGUGUGGACCAGGGGGUGUGGUGGAACGCCAAGGUGAGGAUCCGUCCGAGCCAUCCACCUGCGGCCUCCCUCGUCUCCGGUCUUCUUGAAUCUGUCUUGACAGCGGGCCGAGGCGGGGGAGGAGGAGAGAGUGUAGGUAGAUGCUACGCAAGUCUACUGGCACUAUAAACCCCUGCGCAAGUCACCGUGCCUGCUCCCACCUGCUUUGGGGCACACGGUGGACAUCGUCGAAAUCGACGGUCGAACUGUCGUGUGUGUGUGUGUGUGUGUGUGUGUGUGUGUGUGUGUGUGUGUGUGUGUGUGUGUGGGUGUAGGGGUGUCAGCGGUGGGUCCACGUGAUGGUCGUAGUGAUCGCUAACUUGCUUGCAGGUGAGACUACGUCUAGCGUCCAUUUGCUGGCACCUUACUCUCACCUGUGGCUCCACGUAGCUGGGCUCUGCUCAGCGGCCACACUCCGGGCAACCGUCUCGACCGGCGGGCUAAACCAGCUGAGGGUAUCCGUGCGUGCACCUGCACGCGCGGUACUGUGGUCUGCGCUGGCCGGAUGGAUCUUCGCGUCGACAUCGUCGAGACGAGGCUCUGUCUGGACCAUCGCAGGAGGCCACCAGGUAAGUUCCCCCGUCAGGUAAGUGCGUUUGCUUUGUUUCUUCCUUUUGUUUGUUGAAGUUCCGCGUCGUACGCUGCGCUUGCUGCCUGCCCUUUAUAUGCUAGUCUGUCUGUUAACAGCUAAACGACACCCUCUAUGCCUGCUGCGAUUGUCUGUCCGUCAGUCUAUGCCACUCUCUACUAAUAGCUAGGUGUUACGGUGCUUAACUUUGUUUGGUGCCCUCACUUUGUCUCUGACUGAUGACCGUGUCCGCUUGUCCACUCUAGUUCUAAGUCCCCUUGCGUAAGGUAGUGUGUAUGCUCUCUCCUACUUCACUCCAUCACAUCAUCACCUCACCACCAAGGUCCCAGGCUAAUUCGGGUCGUUCUCUCACUAACAAAAAGUCGUGGCCCAUAGUGGAGUCCGGCAGCCGUCUGGGAUAACCGGGCAGCCCUGUUCAGGGAUGCGUUGCCUGCCCCCGCGAGGGGGAGGGGGCUAGAAAAGGUGCCCUAAAGAUCGCUGGGAACCACGCUGUCUGUAGGCUGGCCGUGGUCGCAGACAAAAAACACACGGUCGAAACAGCCAAAACCGAAACAACAACAACAACAACAACAACAAUCACUCUCUUCCUCUUCCAGCCUAUUCUUCUUCUUCUCCUACUCCUACUUUUCGCCGCCGCAGUCGCCAGACUGGUAGGGUGAGCCAGCUCACUCUGGCAGCCUGGAAUGUUCGUUCCCUUUUAGACAAUCCGAGGAGCAACCGACCGGAACGGAGGACGGCGCUAGUGACACGAGAACUGGCGCGCUACAAGGUGGACAUCGCCGCACUCAGCGAGACCCGAUUCUUCGAACAAGGCCAACUGGAGGAGGUGGGUGCCGGUAACACCUUCUUCUGGAGUGGUCGACCCAGGGCAGAGCGACGAGAUGCGGGUGUCGCCUUCGCCAUCCGGACCGACAUCGUGGGACGACUGCCCUGUUUGCCGCAGGGAAUCAACGACCGCCUAAUGAGCCUCCGUCUGCCCCUCCGGCGAGGAGGCAAGUUCGCCACCAUCAUCAGCGCCUACGCUCCGCCGAUGAGCAGCCCCGACGCCGUCAAAGACAAAUUCUACGAGGACCUGCACGCCCUCUUGGCGACUGUGUCGAAGGCGGACAAGUUGAUUGUCCUUGGCGACUUCAACGCCCGCGUCGGCACAGACCAUACUGCCUGGAGGGGAGUGCUGGGCCCCCACGGUCUCCGCGGCUCAAACGACAAUGGUCUGCUACUGCUUCGCGCCUGCGCAGAACACCGCCUCAUCCUGACGAACACGUUCUUCUGUCUGCCGGAGCGAGAGAAGGCCACCUGGAGGCAUCCUCGGUCGCGUCAGUGGUACCUGCUGGACUAUGUCCCCGUCCGGAGGCGAGAUCAGCGGGACGUGCCGGUGACCAAGGCGAUCGCGGGAGCUGACGGGUGGACCCACAUCGCCUCGUCAUCUCGAAGAUGCGUAUUCGCCUACAGCCUCGCAGGAGACCACAAGGUAAGCGACCCCCAGGUAAGCUGAAUGUUGCUUUGUUGUCUUUGCCUGCUCACCGUCUCCAUUUCAGCACUGACCUAGCUCAACGGCUAGACAACCUUCCUAUCGCCGCCGCCGCCGACGACGCCGCCGCCGAUGCCGAGAACACCUCCGUGGAGAACCACUAGUGUCAACUGCGAGACACGGUCCAGUCGACGGCGCUCGCCGUCCUCGGUCGCGCUCCCCGCCAACACCAGGACUGGUUCGACGACAACGACUCCGCCAUCAGAAAUCUGCUUGCUGAGAAGAAUCGCCUCCACAAAGCCUACGUAGAUCACCCCACUGAGGACAACAAAGCUGCCUUCUACCGCAGUCGCCGACAGCUUCAGCAACGACUGCGCGAGAUGCAGGACGCCUGGACUGCUCGCAAAGCUGAGGAGAUCCAAGGCUACGCGGACCGCAACGAAUGGAAGAACUUCUUCUCCGCGAUCAAAGCUGUCUACGUUCCACCGACGAAGGGCACCGCUCCUCUCCUCAGCGCCGACGACAGCACUCUCCUGACUGAGAAGACGCAAAUCCUACAGCGAUGGGCCGAGCAUUUCUAGGGCGUCCUCAACCGCCCUUCCGUCAUCUCCGACGCCGCCAUCGCCCGCUUGCCGCAAGUGGAGACCAACGUGGACCUCGACCCUCCGCCAUCUCUCCAGGAGACCAUCAGGGCCGUGCAGCAACUCUCCAACGGGAAAGCACCCGGAUCGGACGCAAUCCCUGCUGAGGUCUACAAGCACGGAGGUCCCCUACUGAUGGAUCACCUGAUUGCGCUCUUCCAGGAGAUGUGGUGUCAAGGUGAAGUCCCGCAAGAUUUCAAGGACGCAACCAUCGUGCACCUAUACAAGCGCAAAGGGAAUCGCCAAGUCUGCGACAACCACCGCGGCAUGUCCCUACUGAACAUCGCCGGGAAGAUCUUCGCUCGCAUCCUGCUCAACCGCCUCAACAACCAUCUGGAACAGGACCUUCUGCCGGAAAGCCAAUGCGGCUUCCGUCGUCAUCGUGGGACCACGGAUAUGAUCUUCGCAGCCCGCCAACUUCAGGAGAAGUGCCAGGAGAUGCAGACCCACCUGUACUCUACCUUCGUGGACCUGACGAAAGCCUUCGACAUGGUGAAUCGUGAAGGACUGUGGAAAAUCAUGCAGAAAUUCGGCUGUCAAGAGCGAUUCACUCAGAUGGUGCGUCAGCUGCACGACGGUAUGAUGGCGCGAGUCAGGGACAACGAAGCUGUCUCAGAGGCAUUCGCAGUGACCAACGGAGUGAAGCAGGGCUGUGUGCUGGCACCAACCCUCUUCAGUCUUAUGUUCUCUGCCAUGCUGAUGGACGCCUACCGCGACGAACGCCCUGGAAUCCGCAUCGCCUACAGAACGGACGGUCAUCUCCUGAAUCAACGGCACAUGAACUUCCAAUCGCGCGUAUCCACAACCACCGUGCACGAACUCCUCUUCGCCGACGACUGCCCCCUGAACACCACCUCCGAAGCGGAGAUGCAACGCAGCAUGGACAUUAACACGCAGAAGACGGUGGUGAUGCACCAACCGCCGCCCAACUCAGCCACAGCCCCCAACGCGCCGCCGCAAAUCAGCGUGAACGGAAAUCAACUGCAAGUGGUGGAGAACUUCCCGUAUCUGGGCAGUACCCUCUCCCGCAACACCAAGAUUGAUGACGAAGUCGCCAACAGGAUCUGGAAAGGCAGUCAAGCCUUCGGUCGUCUCCGAAGCACAGUUUGGAAUCGCCACGGUCUCCAACUGAGCACGAAACUAAAGAUGUACAAGGCCGUCAUCCUGCCGACGUUACUGUACGGAGCAGAGACAUGGACGGUGUACACGAGACAGGCACGCCGACUGAACCACUUCCACCUCAGUUGUCUCCGUCGCAUCCUGAGGCUGAACUGGCAGGAUCGAAUCCCCGACACGGAAGUACUGGAACGAACGGGAAUCCUCAGCAUCUACGCCAUACUGAGACAAAUGCAGCUGCGCUGGAGCGGCCACCUGGUGCGCAUGGACGACGAGCGACUACCCAAACGACUCUUCUACGGAGACGUCGCGACGGGUUCUCGUCGUCAAGGAGGCCAAAUUCGCCGUUACAAGGAUACUCUGAAGUCCUCCCUGAAGCGCCUGCAAAUCAACCCGACCAACUGGGAAGAGCUCGCUCGCGAUCGUCCGACAUGGAGGAGAACAGUGAAGACGGGCGCUGCUAUCUAUGAAGCCAACCGAAUCGCCGCCGCCAAAGCGAAACGCGAAGCCCGCAAAUCACAACUUCGCCCAGUCCGCAGCGCCGCCGCACAACCUCCACCUACGUGUCCUCGAUGUCAACGGACAUUCCGGACACGAAUCGGACUUGUUGGACAUCUCCGAACCAACUGCACCUCUCGAACUGCUCCAGCCAUCUUCCCCCAGCCCGCCGUUUCCUCGUCCUCUGUGUCGCCAACUAACUCUGACACUCCUUCUGCACCACCACUUCCAUCCUCCUCCUUCUCCUCCACUGCCCCAGCGGCGGCCGUUCAGACUGCUGUCUCACACAUCACCAACACCAACACACCAACCAACAUCACCUCUCCCACCUCUCCCGAUUCCAGUGAUGAGGAUCAGGACUACACCUGCCCUCACUGUGACCGCACCCUCACCUCUCGCAUCGGCCUGAUCGGUCACUUGCGAAUCCAUCGCACAGAGACUGGUGAACCAGUGCCUGGAGCACCAACCUACACCCACCGCACUCGCCUCCACUGCCCACACUGCCCUCGCACCUUCACGCAUCGCAUGGGUCUAUUCGGCCACAUGCGCAUCCAAGAGAGCGGAAUUGACCGCAGCCUUGACACAUCCACCCCGCCGAGCCCCACUUCCAAUCCACCACCUUGUGCACCCACUAACCACUCCCAAACCGACAUCGACGCCACCGACCUUACCACCUCCCACUCCUCCCCUUCCUCCUCUUCCUCAAUCACUGCCACAACGACGGCCGCUUCGGCGUCUGUCGCCCACGACUUCACCACAGCCGAACCUGACACAACAACAGGCACAACCCCUGCAACCUCCAUCAUCAGACGUGAGGGCCAGGACUACCUCUGCCCUCACUGCGAUCGCACCUUCACCUCACGCAUCGGCCUGGUCGGUCACUUGCGAAUCCAUCGCACAGAGACUGGCGAACCAGUGCCUGGAGCACCAACCUACACCCACCGCACUCGCCUCCACCGCCCACACUGCCCUCGCACCUUCAGGCAUCGCAUGGGUCUAUUCGGCCACAUGCGCAUCCACGAGAGCGGAAUUGACCACAAUUCCGAUACAGCCACGACAUCCAACACAUUCACCACGUCCAGACCAAUCCUCGCUCCACCGUCACACGCGCCAUUAACCACCACCGCCACCACCACUAACACCACUGCUUCCUCAACAGCUGACACCGACACCGCCGACCUCUCAUGCCCAAAUUGUCCACGCACCUUCACCUCACGCAUCGGCCUGGUCGGUCACUUGCGAAUCCAUCGCACAGAGACUGGCGAACCAGUGCCUGGAGCACCAACCUACACCCACCGCUUUCGCCUCCACUGCCCACACUGCCGUCGCACCUUCACGCAUCGCAUGGGUCUAUUCGGCCACAUGCGCAUCCACGACGACCUACGGUAG